CAACGCACAGCCAAUAUGAAAACCUGCUUUGUGACAUUGACGCUUUGCGCCUGCCUCGCUUGGGCUGCUGCGGAUGUUUCGCACCUGCCCAGCAGCAGCUAUUUGCCGCCUCCAAAGCCCGAGCAGGUGGAGCACAUGACCAUCGAACAGCACGAACUGCGCGAGUUGCCCGAGCAGGUGGAUUACAUGCACGAGAACGAGCAGGGCGUCAUGGAAUUGGCACCCAGCAGCCAACUCACUCCUCCCCCCACAAUGCCUGAGCAGGAACUGGCUCCCAUGCCCGCAGCUCGCUACUUGCCUCCCGCUCCCGUUCCAGUUGCCAUGCAGGAAGCGGAGCAACAGCGUGUAGAACCCGAGCCAGAGCAAGAGCAGCCCAUGCAACAGCUGCCCGAGAUGAUGCCCACACUCAGCAUGGAAUUCGUGCCACCAGUUGAACCUCAGCCACAGGCUGCCCCUGCCAUGCAGUAUCUGCCUCCCGUGCAGCAGCCACAAUACACCUAUCAGCAGUACCAGGAGCAACUGCAGCAGCAGCAGCAACAGCCACAGGAACAGCCACAGGACAUGCCCUACAUCCUGGAUGUGCAGCAGCCCACAGCUCCCUCUGAUGCCGAGUCGGCGGCCUACGAACCAGAGCCAGCUCAUGAGCUGCGCAGCGAUGGAUACCACUACAAGCAGGCCAGCGAGGAGCAGCGUCUGAGGCAUUAA
This is a messenger RNA of Drosophila nasuta, 705 nucleotides long. RefSeq lists its product as uncharacterized. The record is from RefSeq and is a predicted model, not a curated record. The coding region runs from base 16 to 705 and encodes 229 amino acids. The transcript is spliced from 3 exons. NCBI's taxonomy places the organism in Eukaryota, Metazoa, Arthropoda, Insecta, Diptera, Drosophilidae.